UCAAGGACAGUCCUCACUCUAAUGUUUUGCACUAUGUUUUCGAUAUGCAUUCAUUAAUAUAUAGUUGCAGUAUUAAAGGAAUAUACAAUGACGACAAAAAAAUUAUUUAACUAAGUUUGGUUGGUUUAUUGGAUUGUAUUUCAUUGACUUUAUUAAAGACCAAAUUCUCGGGGAUAUUUUUCAUUAUGGGAUUCCUCUUAACAAUUUCCUCUAGUGUCCUCCUUGGUCUUGGCCUCUUUUCAUAGGACAAAAAACCAUGAUCUACUCUUUUCACCAAUGCUUCCAGUGGUCAUCCUUAUGUGUCCAAACUUCCUUGACAUAAUAUUUUUGUCAUCUCUUAACCGAUUGAUACCUCAUCUAUAUUUUCUCAUAUGUACUCAUUUUGUAUCUUGUCCUCUGUAGCAUGUUCACACAUCCACCUAAAGUUUUAAGGAGGAUAAAUGUAAAAUUGGUGAUCAAGAACAUAUUACUGAAUAGAAUACUGUAGCUCUUUCUAUACUGCCUAAAUAUAAUCCCCAUCCAAUGGCUAUCCUGACAAACUUUAAUUCUAUUAUCCUGAAUAAGAACUUUAAUUUCCCUAAUACAGUUGAUGUUGUGAGGGGCAAAGGCAAUGAACAACUUUUGAAAUUAUUUGUUAUUGGAUUUAUGGAAUAUAUGUGGUGAAUUAAAGUUUUCAGGAAAUCAAGAGAGCUUAUGUAUUUUAUUAAAAGCUUGUUGCUAAAGUUUGUGUGGCUAGAAUGAGGGGAAUCAAUUUGCAUUUACAUAAAAAGGUGCACACUCAAAGCUAUUUAUUUUCAGUGGGUUGAUCUUGGAAAGAUAUGAAUGCAAAGAAUGAGAUUUAUGUCUGCUUUUUUAUUAGCUUGGAAAAAACAUUUUAUCGAGUGACUUGAUAAGAGUUGUGGAAGGCUUUGGAAAAGAAAGGAAUUCAUUUUACUUAUAUUUAGGCUAUAUGAAGGCAUGCAUUGUAGGGUAACUAAAAGUGUGAGAAGGAACUCAUGGAGGUGGGACUAAGGAUUUUCCUUGUAAGUGAUCAGCAGAGACAAAUUGUCCCUAAAUGCUGGUAUUUUGCCAAUGUUGUCAAAAGUGUGAGUGUGCUCACGAAUUUGCAUGAUCCUGUGAGUAUGGGACACCCAAGCAAGCCAGCAAACACACAAGGUGGAAUAGGGAAGUUGUGCAUUGUAUUGAUCCUGAAAGCGUUUGUGCAGCCUAUGGAUCUCAAUUGCAAAUCAGAACCAAACUUCUUGUGUGACACUGCUAUACACGAUUGUGGUCAUCAUCAACUAUGCAUUACUGUCACUGGUCAUCACAGCGUUCCCAUUGUUGUCUUUGGCCAUCACAGUGUAUUGUUGUUGCGGGCCAUUGCAAGGCUUCUGUCAAAGUUGCCAGCCAUCUCAGCACUCCCAUUGUUAGUUAUGACGCUCACAUCUUCAUCAAAUAGACUUGCAUUGCCAUUGUCAUUGUGGCUGUCAUCAUCAUCUGAUUCUGCAGGCAGUGACAGUAGCUGUUGGGGAUGUGUCACUCUUCACUAUUGCUGGCUGCUCGGAUUGACUAUGGGACUACAUAUAAGUGGAGUUGGAGUCCGGAGACCAAGGAUAUUGGAGGAUAUUAUUAAAGGGAAUAAGGUUAUUGUUAUAAAACAACAAAGUAUUACCAGGCUCUGUGAAAGUUUUUUGUUAUAAAGCAGCAAAGAAUUAAUGGAUGUUCAAUUUUAUUUUUUGAUGUCUAUGCCAGAUAAACUAUAUACAUAUAAAUGCAAAUCAUGUUUAGACAUCGGAGAUUGGGUGUGGGUUGCAUAGCUCCUGCUGCUCCUGCUUGUGAGGGCACAAUUGACUAUUUUCUGAAAGAUACCCUAAAUAAAUUCUGUGCUAGUUAUUAUGGUUGGUAUUUUAGUAUUUAUUCUGUUUUCUUUU
This is a messenger RNA of Vigna radiata var. radiata (mung bean), 1910 nucleotides long. RefSeq lists its product as uncharacterized. The record is from RefSeq and is a predicted model, not a curated record. The transcript has 2 exons. Lineage: Eukaryota; Viridiplantae; Streptophyta; Magnoliopsida; Fabales; Fabaceae. Bases 996 to 1679 code for a protein of 227 amino acids.